AUGGCUUUGCUGCGGCUGCUCGUUCUGCUGGCCCUGGCCGGGCCCGUGGGAGGCACCUGGGACACCUGCAGAGGCACCUGCGGGCUCCGGCCCAUGGCCUUCGACCACAGCUCUGUGGUUGCUGAGUAUUCUCAGGACAACGACUACGACUCCCUGGAUUCUUCCGAUGACACCGCCCAGGACACGGGUGAAUCUGCUGGAGUCCACCCAGGGGCCUGGCCUGGGGUCAUCAGUGUCCAGGCCACCUGGGAGAACGGCACAUGGCACAUGUGCUCAGGAGCACUCAUCCACCCCCAGUGGGUGCUCACCGUGGCUCACUGCUUUGCCCAUGCUGGAGACAUCUCCAGGUGGGAAGUGGUGAUUGGGGCCACGGAUCUGAGCCAGCCGGGCCCCGAGGCCCAGCUGCGCCACAUCAAGACCCUGCUGGUGCACCAGUACUACGAACCCCGCACGGCCCGGAACAACAUUGCCCUGCUGGAGCUGGACCAGCCCGUGGAGUGCAGCGACUACAUCCAGCUGGGCUGCGUGCCCGACAGCUCCCUGGCAGUGUCCGAGCUGAAAACCUGCUACAUCGCGGGCUGGAGGAACACCCCGGACAGCGCCCCCAGCCCACGCCUGGUGCUGCAGGAGGCCAAGGUGCGGCUCAUCGACGUCCAGCUGUGCAACAGCAGCCGCUGGUACGGGGGGGCCGUGCACCCCCAGGACCUGUGCGCGGGGUACCCGCGGGGCGGCAUCGACACCUGCCAGGGGGACAGCGGGGGUCCCCUGGUCUGCAAGGACAACGUUGGUGACUACUUCUGGCUGGUGGGCCUGACCAGCUGGGGUAAGGGCUGCGCCGGGGCCAAGCGGCCCGGGGUGUUCACGUCCACCCAGCAGUUCCACACCUGGAUCCAGGUGCAGAUGGGGCUGCUCCCGCCUGAAGCUGACGCUCCUCCGCCCGAGCCCUUCCCGAGCCCGGAGGAAGAGCCCGACGCUGACUUGGAGGAUGAGAUGAAUCCCAACCCGGAUGACUCGGAGGAUUACUCGAAGGUUUCCUUCCAACAACAGAUCCUGGGGAAAUUCCUGAACCUGCUGCUGGAGCUCCUGCAGUUCCUGAAGGGAGAGAAAGCCUGAGCAGCGGGAUGAGCUGAUCCAGUUCUGGCAAGCAUUCCCUCCUGGGGCCGUGGCUGUGGGGCCAACCCAGCCCCGGUGCCCAGGGCUGCUGUGCCCUGCCCACGCUGACCCCUGCGCCCACCCCAAUGGUGAAUCCAGUUUGUGCUUCAAUUAGAGUUGUUCCAGUUCCCAGUUA
Molecule: messenger RNA, 1288 nt
Organism: Agelaius phoeniceus (red-winged blackbird)
Lineage: Eukaryota; Metazoa; Chordata; Aves; Passeriformes; Icteridae
Product: acrosin-like
Biological process (GO): acrosome reaction; proteolysis
Molecular function (GO): serine-type endopeptidase activity
Source: RefSeq, a predicted model, not a curated record